Molecule: messenger RNA, 1524 nt
Organism: Salvia splendens (bonfire salvia)
Lineage: Eukaryota; Viridiplantae; Streptophyta; Magnoliopsida; Lamiales; Lamiaceae
Source: the annotation of a RefSeq genome assembly
AUGGUAACUAUUCGAGCCGACGAAAUUAGUAAUAUUAUCCGUGAACGUAUUGAACAAUAUAAUAGAGAAGUCAAGAUUGUAAACACCGGCACCGUACUUCAAGUAGGCGACGGUAUUGCUCGUAUUCAUGGUCUUGAUGAAGUAAUGGCGGGUGAAUUAGUCGAAUUUGAAGAAGGUACAAUAGGUAUUGCUCUGAAUUUGGAAUCAAAUAAUGUUGGUGUUGUAUUAAUGGGUGAUGGUUUGAUGAUACAAGAAGGAAGUUCUGUAAAAGCAACAGGAAGAAUUGCUCAGAUACCAGUGAGUGCGGCUUAUUUGGGCCGUGUUAUAAACGCCCUGGCUAAACCUAUUGAUGGCAGGGGGGAAAUUUCAGCUUCUGAAUCUCGAUUAAUUGAAUCUCCCGCUCCAGGUAUUAUUUCCCGGCGCUCCGUAUACGAACCUCUUCAGACCGGGCUUAUUGCUAUCGAUGCGAUGAUCCCUAUAGGACGUGGUCAGCGAGAAUUAAUUAUUGGAGACAGACAGACCGGUAAAACAGCAGUAGCCACAGAUACGAUUCUCAAUCAACAAGGCCAAAAUGUAAUAUGUGUUUAUGUAGCUAUUGGGCAAAAAGCAUCUUCUGUAGCUCAGGUAGUAACUACGUUACAGGAAAGGGGGGCGAUGGAAUACACUAUUGUGGUAGCCGAAGCGGCGGAUUCCCCUGCUACAUUACAAUACCUCGCUCCUUAUACAGGAGCUGCUUUGGCUGAAUAUUUUAUGUACCGUAAACAACACACUUUAAUCAUUUAUGACGAUCUCUCCAAACAAGCCCAAGCUUAUCGCCAAAUGUCUCUUCUAUUACGAAGACCACCGGGGCGCGAAGCUUAUCCAGGAGAUGUUUUUUAUUUGCAUUCACGCCUUUUAGAAAGAGCCGCUAAAUUAAAUUCUAGUUUAGGUGAAGGGAGUAUGACCGCCUUGCCAAUAGUUGAAACUCAAUCGGGAGAUGUUUCGGCUUAUAUCCCUACUAACGUAAUUUCCAUUACUGAUGGACAAAUAUUUUUAUCUGCGGAUCUAUUCAAUGCUGGAAUCAGACCUGCCAUUAACGUGGGUAUCUCCGUUUCCAGAGUAGGGUCUGCGGCUCAAAUUAAAGCCAUGAAACAAGUAGCCGGUAAGUUAAAAUUGGAACUGGCGCAAUUUGCAGAAUUAGAAGCCUUUGCACAAUUUGCUUCAGAUCUUGAUAAAGCUACUCAGAAUCAAUUGGCAAGAGGUCAACGAUUACGCGAAUUGCUUAAACAAUCUCAAGCGGCCCCCCUUACGGUAGAAGAACAGGUAAUGACUAUUUAUACCGGAACAAACGGUUAUCUUGAUUCAUUAGAAAUUGGACAGGUAAGGAAAUUUCUUGUUGAAUUACGUACUUACUUAAAAACCAAUAAACCUCAGUUCCAAGAAAUAAUAUCUUCUACUAAGAUAUUUACUGAAGAAGCAGAAGCUCUUUUAAAAGAAGCUAUUCAGGAACAAAUGGACCGGUUUCUACUUCAAGAGCAAGCAUAA